Dichomitus squalens LYAD-421 SS1 is the source of this 1098-nucleotide messenger RNA. RefSeq lists its product as uncharacterized. The transcript has 11 exons. The coding region runs from base 1 to 1098 and encodes 365 amino acids. Lineage: Eukaryota; Fungi; Basidiomycota; Agaricomycetes; Polyporales; Polyporaceae. The record is from RefSeq and is a predicted model, not a curated record.
AUGGUCGACUGGAAAGACCCAGAGGUGAUCACGUACGACUUCUUCCUCUACGAGCAGAUCGCCGUCUUCCUCCUCGGCUUCUACGGGUGCGUCCUUCGCUUCACCGUCUUCCUGCUUACGCGUGCGCGCGUCUCUUUUGAGUUUGACUUUGCGUUAGAGAGUGCAACACAGUUCUUGAGCACCUGGAACGUCGAAUGGGACCUCAUCACCCGCAGACGUGUUUUCAAGGUGGUGCACAUCCCAUACCUCCUCGCGCGAUACAUCACCCUGUCCGCGCUACUGUUCUUUGUGAUCUCAGGGCGCGUCAAGCUCAAAAUAGCGUGUGACGUCGCGUACAGGAUUUUCGCGAUUCUAGGCAGCCUCGCGAGCAUGCUUGCGAGCCUCAUCAUCUGCUCCAGGCCAAUCACGAUAUUCCGGACGCUCAAGAUGCGCACGCCGCUGUAUCUCCUCGGGAUAGGAGGGCUCGGCCAGCUAUUUCUAGUGAUCUCACAGGGCAUCUGGAGCGUCCGCGCACGCUGGGACCCCGCCUCGCACGGCUGUGCGGUCGUCGCCUGGCACAGCACCUUCCUCGGGAUCCAGUACCUCUACAGCGCGCCAUCUGUAUACGACGCAGCGAUCUUGCUCGCGACGCUGUGGGCCGUCCGGCGCGUGCACGACGGGCGGCGCUGGGGCUUGGGCGACGCGUUGCGCGUGCAGGGCCUGUGCUACCUUGUCGUGACGUGUGUCGCAAAUGUCCCCGUCGCGGUUCUCGCGUUCCUGGACCUCAACACGGCGAUGGACGUGUUGCUCUCGAUGCCCGCUAUGACGAUCAGCGUGAUAGCGUCCUCGCUCGCCUUGCUCAGCCUGAAAGACGACGAGCUCGACCCCGGACCCGUGCCAGUGUAUCUCCCCGCCACGCCUGGCGCAGGGCCCUCCGCACAGUCCGUCUCCGGCUCCGAAUCAGGCCACGGGCACUACGAGUCGGCUGCGGGACGACUCACGACGCGCAUCCAUCUACACUCGUACGUACCCCCGUUUCUGCCCAGGACAGCAGGCCCUGAGCGCGCGUUGCUCGCUACGUCCGGCCAGGUUGGGACUUGGCACACCGGGCGAGAGUGA